AGUGCCUAUAAAGUAUAAUUUACGGACUUCUCCGAUGCAAUACAGGACUUGUUGACAAAAUGUAAGAGUUUAGAUUUCAUUUAUAAAACGUAUAGCAGCCAGUUUAUUCAUAUUCUUCUAAAAUAAAGGAAAGGUAAUCAUAUGAACAUCCCGAUGAAUGGCGUUGAAGAGUUGGCCCCAAAUGAUACAGGAGCUAAACAGAGAUGAAGAUGGAGGAUUUAUUUGCAAGUUUACUGGACAAUGAGGCCGCUUAAAGAGUGAAGGCGUCCUCUCCGGCCGUCUGGAGCAGCAGUACCAGUGUGGACUCCACUUGCCAUCACAGUCUCCUCAUGAAGUCCGUCAUAGUGGAGGGCAGAGUGCAGCAUCAUGAAUGAGGAGGACACCACCCACAGCUGCUAGCCAGCACAUCCAGCGCUUCAAAUGAAGAGCCUUCAGUUCCGUAGCAUCGCCCCCAAGGCCUCAGUCGUUGUGCCUUCCCCGGCGGCCUCUGCCGUCCUCUCCUGCCAGCCCCCCCCUGCCCUCCCGAAGCUACCGGAGGCUCGCCCUCAAUCCAUCGUGGUGCCUGCCCAAAACUAUGCACUGAUGCGAAUAGCUGGUCAAGAUGGCACCUUCUCUCUGGUGGCGCUGCCCCCCUCCGUCUCCUCUCAGACGCCACAGCAACCUCAACACAGCCAGUCGGUUCAGAAGAAUCUCAAGCUGCCCAUUCCCAGAUACAAGCCAGUGAGGAGGACUGGGACCACAGACAAGGUGAGACCACCGCCCAUAGCUGCAAGGGGGGACACUGCCUCAAGGGUUGCUGAGGCAUCGCCUGGGAGUGGAACGUCAUCGUUGUUGAAGACCAAGAAACGGGAGUGCAAAGUGACUCCAAAAGAGGAAGUCUCGGAGAAGGUCCUUGUCCUUGACCACGGCCGCUCUGACUUAUCCGUCACUGCGGUGCUACCGGACAAUGCCGUCCUGUACUCAGGGUCGCAGUUGGAGCCAGAGAACGCCGAGCAUCCUGCCACAUCGAUUAUUCCAAGUCCACGCCCGACGACAACUGCACUCCAAGUGUCUCCAGGAAAGUCCCAGGACCCAAGUGGCUCGAUGAUGCAAAUGUGUCAGUCAAAGGCUCCUGCAGCUCAGCUUUCAAAAAGCAUUGCUGUUCUAUCUCCAGCCAUCUUCAGCAAAGCGUUGCAGAUCAUCCCGUCUCCUCCUAAAGGCAAACUACCCAUCCUCCCUUACUCCAAAGCCAAGACCACUCUCAUUCCAGCGGCCAAGCUCAACCUCUCCCAAGACAAGGAUUUAUUAAACCAGGCUGGUCCGAAGAGCCCCAAGGAUCCAACAUCUGAGGUCUCAUCUCUGCAAGCUCAAACUAAAAGCUCACUUGUGUCGGGAACGUUCCAGAAGCUGCCGGGAAAGAAGAGAGGACGCAAGAGAAAGACCGCUGAAGACUUGGCAUAUGAGGCCCGGAAGAAGAGGUCCUUGUCCUUCUUCCGUAGGAGGGUACCAGAAAAACCACCACUCGUGGUUUCAAGUUCCAAGCAAGAAUUUGAGAUUUCAAAGAAGUACCGCACCAUCCGACCCAAACCAGUGUUGCUGAUGGAGACCAUGCCCCAGCUAGUUAGCUUACCCGCUAGUUCCUUGGACGGUCAAGAAGUUGAGCUGGUACAAACUCCCAAAGCGAGCAAGGACUUGGAUUGUCCUCCCCAACAACACCCGGUCACCCUGCAGCUGAAAGGAGCCUACCAUCCCAGAGUCCUAGUCGCCGGUCGCACGCUGCAUCGUUGUUCCACCUGCAGCUGCUGCUUCCAGUUCAAGCACCACCUGCAGACCCACAUGAACACUCACUCCGCCACCCGGCCGUACGUCUGCCCCGUGUGCCGCAAGGCGUACGCCCAUUCCGGCAGCCUGAGCACGCACAUGAAGCUCCAGCAUUCUGAGGCCCGACCGCGCCGGUCUCUGUGCUGCGAGUUCUGCGAAAAGUCCUUUGGCUACGUGGGCGUGUACUUCAGUCAUCUGCGCGAGGUGCACAAGGUCUUGCUCACGGUGGAGCCGUCUAUCAGACAUCACGAGGACGACGUGGCCGUGGAGGGGGACAACUCGGAGACGUCGGACGAGGACCGCGAAGAACCGGUGGAGCUGCAGAUCAAAUGCGGCCGCUGCCAGGUGGUCACCCCCACUUUUGCUGACAUGAAGAUGCACCUCCUGUAUGUCCACGGCGAGGAGGUCCUGAUCCGACUUCAAGAGGGUCAGCCCACGCCGGGCGGCCUGGAGCCGGAGAAGGAGCUGGUCAAGCGCGCCGCGCACUACUGGCGGCAGCUCAACGAGAAGAAGUGCAACCUGCUCAAAUGCGGCAGCUGCGACGAGGAGUUCUUCUCCUUCGCCAAACUGAAGAGGCACAUCGUGUUCCAGCACCGCGGGACCGGAGGCGACGACGGCGCCGCCAAAGGCUUCCGGAUGCUGGCGGGAGCUUCCGCCUUCAACUGCGUGCUGUGCAGCCAGGUUCUGGACUGCAAGGAGCAGCUUCUGGAGCACUGGAGGCGCCAGCAUCACUGCGAGCAGCCCGGCCUGCUCUGGGCCGCCCUCAGCGCCUUCUGCGGCCUGGAAGACCAGGACGCCGACGAGGACCUGGACUCGGCUUUGAGUCCGCACGAACCUUCUCCUUCCUCGCUAUGAACUCAACUCAUUUCUUUCUAUUUCCGUCACCAGAAAGUGGGAAAUCGCUUUUAGUGAAGUUUGAAAAUAUCAAUUACUGUAUUUCCUUGAAUUGCCGCCGGGGCGCUAAUUAAUUUAAAACCUCUUCUCACUCCGGCACUUAUCAAAAGCAUGCGGUAAAUUUAGGCCUGAGCUUAAAAAUUUGAGUGUGAUGUAAGGAUACCAUCAUGAAAAGCACAUUUAAUAAAAAAAACGUUAUUAUGGUCUUACCUUUACUUAUAAAUGAAGUCCAUGCGCAGCUCCUUCUGAUCAAAAGCAUCCAUAACUUGUUUAUAGAAGUCUUCCUUAUCUUUCUUCAGUUUUAAAAGUCUCUCUGUCUCGAUGGAGAUCUUCCUUUAUUACCUCCUGCUUCCAUUGAAAGUCCAGUUUAGAAAAGUGUUUUAUUUUAGAUAUGUAAUCCUCCAUGUUAAAAGUGCAAGCGAGAGGAAAAAAUAAACACUCUAGCUGCAGCCGAGUAGUUGCAAGAAGGAUCACUAGCGCCCUCUACCACCAGGAGGCGGGAGUCAUGUAAAGACUCAUAUUUGACACACGCAGCUACGGUAUAUUAAUAAAACAUAGCUGCUUACUGUUCUUUUUAGCAUAUUCAAUAAAUAUGAAUAGCUCUUAAUCUUCUUCCCUUUAUGCGAUUUCAAAUGAUUGAAAUCAGCCUCCUCCAUUUUGAAAAUGAUGACAGGUGAAGUGUCACUCGUGACGUGACGAGUUUGACCCGGUGGAAAUUCUAGACAUGCACUAAUAAAAAUAAUAUUUUGCGAAAGGAGUUUGACCCGGCAGUAAUUCUAGGCAGGCGCAUACUAUAUACCCGGCAGCAAUUCAAGGAAAUACAGUAGUUCUAGAGUUUUUUUUCUCUUCAUUUGCUUGUUUUAAUUUAAGGCUUAUUUAAAUACCGUUGGAUAAUUUAAAUUCACGAGUCACACUGUCUCACGUGGUUAUUACUGUGGAUGUGAUCUAUUAUGGACCUUUAAUCCUCUUGAUUAUCUUCAUCUUUAAUUUGAUCCAGCCUCGUCACAAACUGCAAGGAUCAAACCACAGAAAUGGGAAUUAUUUUGAAAGAAAUUCAGUGCACGAUUUUGCAUUUAUUUAGUAUUUUAUGUCAAAUGGAUACAAAUAUAUAUAUAUAUAUUUACUGUACAUACACUAAUGUUGGCUUGAAUGUCUCUGGAAUUAGUCUGCAAAAAGAAUAUUUGGAAAAGUUGAUGACAAAUAUUUUGGCAUUCAUGAUGACUGUAUUUUGACAUCUUACCAAUACUUUCGUGUCCUAAAUGUACACAAACCUUCUUUUCCUACUCAGCCUAACUAAAAGUCAAAUGUAAAAGUAUGUAAACAAAAAUACAGUUAUUCAAUUAAAUAGAAUUAAAUCAUUAAAAUGAUUUGAUUGAAUAAUUAGAUUGUGUAAUCAAAUACAAUUUUUCAAUUUAUUUGACUUACUGAAUCAAAUGAUUGAAUCAAAUUAGAAAAUAAAUAUUUUAGUCAAUCCAACUUUAAAAUAUUUAAGUAAAUAAUUUAAUCAAAAAAUAUAUGUAAAAUAUUAAACAAUUGAAUCAUAAACUGCAAUUUAAUAAUUGAUUUAAAUAUUUGGGUCGAAUAAUACAAUGGAAUGAUUGAAUCAAAAACUUAAUUGAAUUAAAUAUUUGAAUAAAAUAUUUGAAAUAUUUUAUUUAAAUCAAAUAUUUUCCUCAAAUACUUUGAUUUAACAAUCAAAUUGUAUCAUCGAAUCAAACAUUUUAGUCAAAUAAUUGAGUUCAAUAUUUGAAUCAAAUUGUUUAUUAGAAUAUUUGAAUAACAUAAUUGAAUCAAACAUUUAAACCAAAUACUGGAGUCAAAUAAUUUCAUUAAAUAAUUGAACUUAAUUAUUUAAUUUUCAAACUCAAAUUAUUGAAUUUAAUAAUUGUAUUAAGUGAUUUGAUUGAAUAUUUGAAUAACGUAAUUGAAUCAAACAUUUAAACCAAAUACUGAAGUCAAAUAAUUUCAUGAAAUAAUGUAAUUUAAUUAUUGAAUCAUAAAAUGUAAUUUAAUAAUUGAUUUAAAUAUUUGGUUCAAAUAAUAAAAUGGAACGAUUGAAUCAAAAACUGAAAUCCAAUAUUUUAAUCGAAUUAAAUAUUCGACUUAAAUAUUUUAUUUAAAUCAAAUAUUUUCCUCAAAUAGUUUAACAAUCAAAUUGUAUCAUUGAAUCAAACAUUUUAGUCAAAUAAUUGAGUUCAAUAUUUGAAUCAAUGUUUAAUAGAAUAUUUAUAUAACAUAAUUUAAUCAAACAUUUAAACCAAAUAAUUUACUUAAAUAAUUUAAUCUAAUCCAAUUAUUGAAUAUUAAACUCAAAUUAUCGAAAUCAAUUGAAUUAAAUGAUUUAAUUGAAUAUUUAAAUAACAUAAUUGAAUCAAACUUAAACCAAAUACUGGAGUCAAAUCAUUUAAUUGGAUAUUAAACUCAAAUGAUGGAAAUAAAUAAUUGAAUUCCUUGAAUGAAAGACUAGAUUAGAAGAGGUGAGAAAGUCUAAAUGUGCUACUGUAGAAUAAAUAUUCAAAGCUAUGAUUGUUGUAUUAUUAUUCAGGAAACACUGGAAAGAAAGAAAAGUCAACGUUGAGGAAAAAUAAAACUAAACUCCAAAGUUAAAA
Molecule: messenger RNA, 5303 nt
Organism: Nerophis ophidion (straightnose pipefish)
Lineage: Eukaryota; Metazoa; Chordata; Actinopteri; Syngnathiformes; Syngnathidae
Product: zinc finger protein 438-like
Biological process (GO): cell fate commitment; regulation of transcription by RNA polymerase II
Cellular component (GO): nucleus; cytoplasm
Molecular function (GO): RNA polymerase II cis-regulatory region sequence-specific DNA binding; DNA-binding transcription factor activity; histone deacetylase binding
Source: RefSeq, a predicted model, not a curated record